This is a messenger RNA of Rasamsonia emersonii CBS 393.64, 594 nucleotides long. RefSeq lists its product as uncharacterized. The record is from RefSeq and is a predicted model, not a curated record. Lineage: Eukaryota; Fungi; Ascomycota; Eurotiomycetes; Eurotiales; Trichocomaceae. The transcript has 3 exons. The coding region runs from base 1 to 594 and encodes 197 amino acids.
AUGAGGUACCAUACAUCCAGCGAUCCAAGGUCUAGAAGGCAAGAUAAUUACGGUCUAAAUCACAAGCAACUUCAAGACCUGGACCAUUGGCCACCAAACUCUGGAUAUCUGGACUACAUCACGGAUAAUCGAAAUCAACAUUAUUGGCGUGCCUACGUCGGCCAAUCCGAAGCUCCUCUGCUGCGGAUAAAACAUCAUAUGAGGACAAUUUACAGCGGAGACCAUGAUACCCUCCAUUAUUACAUUGUGCACAAAGGGUCCGGCCAUCGACAAGCAAACUUCAUCAGACUAUGGACCAUUGUGUAUCCACCGACUAUGGAUACAUCUGUUCUCGUUGUUACCAGUAAUGUUCUGGAAAUGGUGAUGACGAGGGCUUUUCAAUCGCAUCUGCCAGAAGUAUUAGAGAAAUACUUUGGUGGCCCUCCUGACAUGGAGGGUUCAAAAUACUCAGGCGUGGGUCUAAACAUUGUACCCCCUCAAAGUGGUUUCACAAAGUCCGAUUCUCUUAUUUGGACAUUCAACUUCCGCCGAUACAUACUUAGUCCAGAAUCUUUUGAGGCUGCCCUCUUGGAACCGAAGAGGCAGCAAUGCUGA